This is a messenger RNA of Setaria italica (foxtail millet), 1994 nucleotides long. Its product is annotated as katanin p60 ATPase-containing subunit A1. Gene Ontology annotation, cellular component: microtubule cytoskeleton. Gene Ontology annotation, biological process: microtubule severing. The transcript is spliced from 7 exons. Bases 190 to 1746 code for a protein of 518 amino acids. NCBI's taxonomy places the organism in Eukaryota, Viridiplantae, Streptophyta, Magnoliopsida, Poales, Poaceae. Gene Ontology annotation, molecular function: microtubule binding; ATP binding; microtubule severing ATPase activity. The record is from RefSeq and is a predicted model, not a curated record.
CCACCACCACGCAACGUUUCGUCCCCAAAAAUUUCGAAACCAAACGAAGCCACACUGCACGUGCGCGACAGCUCUCUCGACCUCCCCCCUCCUUCCCGUCUUCUCCACCGAGCUGCUCGUCUCCUCCCAUCCGACUCGCUUCGUCGAGAACCCCAGCGCCGGAUCUCCGCGGCGGCGGCGGCCGCGGAAAUGGCGAACCCCCUAUCGGGGCUGCAGGACCACCUCAAGCUCGCGCGGGACUACGCGCUCGAGGGCCUCUACGACACCUCCAUCAUCUUCUUCGACGGCGCCAUCGCCCAGAUCAACAAGCAUCUAACUACUCUGGAUGAUGCUCUGGUUCGUACAAAAUGGAUGAACUGCAAAAAAGCAAUCUCUGAAGAAGUGGAAAUUGUGAAACAGUUAGAUGCCCAAUUAAAGUCCCUUAAAGAAGCUCCUGGUGCGAGGCGGUCCUCGUCACCUCCUAUUCGCUCCAACAAAUCAUUUCAUUUCCAACCGUUGGAUGAGUAUCCAACUUCAUCACCAGCACCCUUUGAUGAUCCUGAUGUGUGGGCUCCACCAAGAGAUGCACCUAACCGAAGGCCUGCAAGAGGUCAAUCUAGCGCAAGAAAAUCCUCCCAAGAUGGAGCCUGGGCACGUGGUUCAUCAAGGACUGGAACACCUAGCCGUAGUGCAAAACCUAAUGGGAGUAAAGGAAGCUCUGCAGUAAGAUCAUCAACUGCCUCUAGCACUGGUGGGAGAAAAGGAAAAGCAAGUUCAAGCAAGGCUGAUUCUGCGAGUAGUGAUGCUGAAGAAGGUAAGUCCAAGAAGGGUCAGUACGAAGGUCCAGAUAUGGACUUAGCUGCCAUGCUCGAAAGGGAUGUUCUAGACUCUACUCCAGGCGUGAGAUGGGAUGAUGUUGCAGGACUUAGUGAGGCCAAACGACUCCUCGAGGAAGCAGUUGUGCUUCCUCUCUGGAUGCCCGAAUAUUUCCAGGGUAUUCGUCGACCUUGGAAAGGAGUUCUUAUGUUUGGUCCACCUGGUACUGGAAAAACCCUUUUGGCGAAGGCAGUGGCUACAGAAUGUGGAACAACAUUCUUUAAUGUUUCGUCUGCAACAUUGGCUUCUAAAUGGCGUGGCGAGAGUGAGCGCAUGGUCCGUUGUUUAUUUGACCUUGCGAGGGCCUAUGCUCCAAGUACAAUUUUCAUCGAUGAAAUCGACUCCUUGUGUACAUCCCGUGGGGCUUCCGGUGAGCAUGAAUCAUCAAGAAGGGUUAAGUCUGAACUUCUAGUGCAAAUUGAUGGUGUAAACAAUAGCUCUACCACUGAAGAUGGUCAACCGAAAAUUGUUAUGGUUCUGGCUGCUACCAACUUUCCAUGGGAUAUUGAUGAAGCACUGAGGCGGAGGCUGGAGAAGCGUAUUUAUAUUCCACUUCCAGAUUUUGAAAGUAGAAAGGCACUUAUCAACAUUAACCUUAGAACAGUUCAGAUAGCUGCGGAUGUUAACAUAGAUGAAGUUGCUCGGAAAACAGAAGGUUACAGUGGAGAUGACCUUACAAAUGUUUGCCGUGACGCGUCAAUGAACGGUAUGAGGCGAAAGAUAGCUGGCAAGACCCGCGAUGAGAUCAAGAACAUGGCGAAGGACGAGAUAGCGAAGGACCCAGUGGCCAUGUGCGACUUUGUGGAGGCUCUGAGCAAGGUCCAGAAGAGUGUCUCACCCGCAGACAUAGAGAAGCAUGAGAAGUGGAUGGCUGAGUUUGGAUCUGCUUGAUACCUAAGCUCCUUACAUCUUCACCUUUGUUUCGCGUGUGCUUUUGCCUGUUUCCCUAUAAAAAGGUGUAGAAUGAUCUUCUGUCACCUGGUGGUGUUGUAUCAUAGGCCAGAGUCACGCUUGCCCAUGGAACUAUCCUGUUGAUUUUCAGUGACGCUAGGAAUUAUAAAAUUCUCGAUUCUUUCAGUUCUUGAAACUGGAAAUGCGUUUUCUGAUCAUGAAAUGGAGCUCAUCCAUUAGCCGUGGCA